Messenger RNA from Peromyscus eremicus (cactus mouse), 5257 nucleotides. It is a transcript of the gene Slc35a3, whose product is annotated as solute carrier family 35 member A3. The transcript has 9 exons. The coding region runs from base 270 to 1250 and encodes 326 amino acids. The record is from RefSeq and is a predicted model, not a curated record. Gene Ontology annotation, cellular component: Golgi membrane. Gene Ontology annotation, biological process: pyrimidine nucleotide-sugar transmembrane transport. Gene Ontology annotation, molecular function: UDP-galactose transmembrane transporter activity. Lineage: Eukaryota; Metazoa; Chordata; Mammalia; Rodentia; Cricetidae.
AGUAUGCGUGUGCUGGGGAUCUAACAUGGGUCCUCAUGCUGUGCCACAAACAAUUUAUCAAGCACUUUACCCACCAGACCAUCUCCCCAAUCCCAAGAGGUGGGACCUCUGAGAGUAAACUGGAAGAGACUGGACCUUAUGCCACUUGUUAAUCAGUAGUUGGUCCUAGCAGAAAAUCAGCUGCUUUAUAAGAAAGUAAUUGGGUUCAGUCUUUGAGUAUUCAUGUGGAAAGGAACUCUAUUGUACAGAAGACCAAUGAAGAGAAAACAAUGUCUGCCAACCUAAAAUAUCUUUCCUUGGGAAUUUUAGUGUUUCAGACUACCAGUCUGGUUCUUACGAUGCGUUAUUCUAGGACUUUAAAAGAGGAGGGUCCUCGUUACCUAUCUUCUACAGCAGUGGUUGUCGCUGAAUUUUUGAAGAUAAUGGCCUGCAUCUUUUUAGUCUACAAAGACAGUAAGUGCAGUGUGAGAACCCUGAACCGAGUGCUGCACGAUGAAAUUCUGAAUAAACCCAUGGAAACACUUAAGCUUGCUAUUCCAUCAGGGAUAUAUACUCUUCAGAAUAACUUACUCUAUGUGGCACUGUCAAACCUGGAUGCAGCCACUUACCAGGUUACAUAUCAGUUGAAAAUACUUACAACAGCGUUAUUUUCUGUGUCUAUGCUUGGUAAAAAAUUAGGUGUGUACCAGUGGCUCUCCCUGGUAAUUCUGAUGGCAGGAGUUGCUUUUGUACAGUGGCCUUCAGAUUCUCAAGCGCUGGAUUCUAAGGAACUUUCAACUGGCUCGCAGUUUGUAGGCCUCAUGGCGGUUCUAACAGCGUGUUUUUCAAGUGGCUUUGCUGGAGUUUAUUUUGAGAAAAUCUUAAAAGAAACAAAACAAUCAGUAUGGAUAAGAAACAUUCAACUUGGUUUCUUUGGGAGUAUAUUUGGAUUAAUGGGUGUAUACGUUUAUGAUGGAGAAUUGGUAUCAAAGAAUGGAUUUUUUCAGGGAUAUAGUCAACUGACAUGGAUAGUUGUGAUUCUGCAGGCACUUGGAGGCCUUGUAAUAGCUGCUGUCAUUAAGUAUGCCGAUAAUAUUUUAAAAGGAUUCGCGACCUCCUUAUCCAUAAUAUUGUCAACAAUUAUAUCCUAUUUUUGGUUGCAAGAUUUUGUGCCAACCAGUGUCUUUUUCCUUGGAGCCGUCCUUGUGAUAGCAGCUACUUUCUUGUAUGGUUAUGACCCCAAACCUGCAGGAAAUCCCACUAAAGCAUAGUCACGUGCUAUCUUUAACUGGUUUUUCACGAUGGUGCCCUAGGAGGAAUCUCAACAAAAUUAAUCUUGCACAGAGGACUUCUGCAGAUUCUGUGAAGAUAUCAUCAUGCUAAAUCUGAUCAUACUGUUGAAAUGGUUUGAAAAUGUGUACACGUCAGGAUGAAACAUGUAUAUCAUGUGGAAACCCAAACUUGGAAGUGUGUCCAGGGCGUAGCAUUAGAGGAAUACGGGAGGAGGUCUGAAGUCCGAGCUCAUAAUGACCUCACCCUUUUGGUUGCUGCAGAACUGUCCAGUGCAGCCUUUGCAAGAGCACACAAAUGCAAAUACCAAUGUUUGCAAGGUAGACCUACUUCCUCUUAUCACAUGUUCUCAGUCUUACUCUUUCUGCACAGAUAUAUCAAAUUACAUGAACUAUUCAAAGUUGGAAAAGUAUAAUUGCCUAUAAAGCUGUGAACAAGCAAAUAUAAUUUAAAACCAUUUUCAUGUAUCUGGGAUUUUUAUAUUCAUACAGAAGAUUGCUAAGCAAAGGAUUGCUAAAUGUUACUUGUUCAAUUACAUAAAACUUGAUGAAGUAGUAGUCUGAGUUUGAUUCAUAUUUAACGUUAGUGUAGAGAGAUAUAUUUCUCUGUAUAUCUUUAGACCAUUUACUGCUUUGAGUCAGCUGAAUGCAGUUUGCUUCAUCACAUGCUAGAGGAGCCGGGGACUUUGACACUGAGGACGUUUUACCAUCAUUUUCCAGCUGUAUUUAUUUUCCAUAUAGAAGAGAAAUUCUUAUUAUUACCUUAAAUUGAAUUUGUGUGUGUUGCCAUUAAAACUUUUUAAUGAUUUAAAGGGAUUAAGUACUUAUUUAAUAAUUGAAAAUAAAAGAGUGAUUACUGUCCACUCUCCAUGUGGAGACAUCUGAACUAUGAAACAUAUACUGUAUAUAGUUUUGAAAUGGAGAAUUUUCCUCUUAUUCUGCAGUAGGAAUUUCUGUUGACAGAAGCAACAAUCGAAAAAAUAGUAUUAGUCAUAUCAGUGGGCCAAGAACAAGCUGACUUCCUUAUAGACAUCCCCUACUGUCAUAUUAUUGCUUUUUUUUUUUUUAAGGCAGGGCUUCCUUACGUAGACCAGGCUAGCCUCCAGCUUACAGGCAUCUACCAGCCUCUGCCUCCUGAGUGCUGGGAUUAAGGGUAUAGGCCACCCUGCCCAGCUCACUACAUUAUUUUAAGUGGUACUCUAAUUUAAAUUCAAAGGCUGUUUAGAAGUUUUUAGGUCUUAAAAGCUCAUUAUCCCUAGGAAUACUCUGAUCAUGUGUCUGGAAGAGGUGGUGGCAUUCUGAUUUCCCUUUCUAUGUCCCCAUGAGUGCUGCUGGAAGGAGCCACCAUUUGCUUUAAAAUAGCAAUUUUUGUCUCUUUUUAACACUGGAGUUGAGGAUAUAAAUUACGAGUUAUUUAAUAAGCUGAUUCAAAAGAGAGAAUAUAUUAGAAAUAGUAAAACAAAGUGAGAGGCAAAAAUACAUUCUAUAUUUGGAAUAUAAUUUAUUUAAUUAUUGACUAUAUGCAGAAUUACCUAUUGAAUAUAAGAUGUAUUUUACUUUAUUUUUUCAUUUAUCUUGUAUAUAUUUUAAAAGUUUGUUUUAAUACAAACCUAUAAGAAGAUGACUAUUUUUUAUGUAGUUUUAAUAGAUUUUGUUAAUGGAGUUUUGUUCAAUAGUACUCAAAAGAACUGUUGUUAAGACCUGUAAGGUACCCUUGGCUAACUUGGACCGGCUGUUUGAUCUUGUUAAUGCACAUGUACUCUUAACAGUGUACACGCCUAACCAAUUCCAUUCAGAGUUUCAAAGUACUGAAAAUUAAAGAGUGUUUAAAAUCAUUGCACCAGCGAUGACAGAGUGAUACCAGGUUUUCUGAAUGCCAGGUUUGUGGUUUUUCAGUGAUUGAAUAACUUACAGAGAUUGAAUAACUCCAUUUGACCAAGUGUAUGGCCACCACAGCAUUCAAGCUAUGUCCUAGGACCUAUGACUAAAUGCAACCUAGAUCUUGGAGAUGUUCAAAAUUUAUGAAUACAGAUUCAUGUUCAGCUCACAUUGAAGCAUUGGGUGGGUAACUGUGCUAAUACAGUGUGAAUUCACAGUUAAUGGUUACUUAAAUCUAGUCUGUCCCUGACUUAACCCUACAGAAAUUUGUAUUAGGUGUCAUUUAUACUUUUUUUUCUAGUCAGUUAAAAAUGUUAUUGGGCUGAAUGUAUAGUUUAAAAUUUAUAAGGAAAUAAUCACAUUUGGGGGAAAAUGGGCUUGUAGUCUACGUUGUGUCGUAUAUAUUGAUACUGAAACUUUGUGUUACAUGGUUUGUUUUGAUAAUGUUCAAAACUGUGGCUGUGUCAUGCUUUUCAAGUAACUUUUGGAUUAUUUAAAUUUUGUGCUUUUAGAGUGUAUUUGUUGUUUCUCUUUUCACUGAUAUGGACUGUGUGAAUUCAUAGAGGAAGAGUGCCAGCUGAGAGCCGCAGUAAAGUUAGGCACAGCACUAAAGUUGGCAGAAAGCUGGAUGCAACAGCAGGCCCUCAGUGCAGCAUAGCAGCUCUUUCCUGAAUGGUUUCCAAGUUGUAAGUUACUUUUAUAAUGGAAUAUAUAGUUUUAAAAUGCAGAAUUCAGUGUUUACAUCAGUUUCUAUGAAAUGCCACAGAAUUUCCUGUAAAGAAAAGGCAGUUUGAUAUUUAAGCCAGAGUCUAUUAAGAAAUUCCAAGAGGAAAUUGACAUUCUGCUCUGAACACUUAAGUAGAAUGCUGACUAUUCUUACAAAUCAAGCUAGUAGACUUUAAUUGUCAUUUAUACAAUCAUUUAGGUGUUUUGUUUUCGUUUCUUUUUGAGGCAGGGUCUUACUCUGUGGCCCUGGCUGGCCUGGAACUUGCUAUGCAGAGCAGGCUGGCCUUGAAUUGACAAAAAUCUGCCUGCCUCUGCCUUCCAAGUCCUGAGAUUGAAGGUGUGUGCUAUCACUCCCAUUUGAGUUUUGUUUUGUUUGUAAAGAAAGGCUUUGGCAUCAUUCAUUCUAUUUAAACAUUCAUUGUAAAAAGAUUUGAUUUGUAUAGAUGUAUCUUUACAUGGAAUUUAGAAAAAGUAUUUAUGUUAUAUUGAAUCUCCAAGAUAUUUAAAGUAGUUAUAGGGCCAAAGAAAAUGCACCUUUACCACUAUCUGGUCCUAUGUGCCUUGCUUUACCAAAUAAAUACCUGACUUUUAUGGAGAAUAUUUCUGUAAUUUACAACUUUAAACACAUACUUGAAAUUGGGAAUUUUUUUUUUUAAAGAAUAACUAACUACAAUUCUAGCUUUUGGUUGUUUUGACAUUUGCUCUUUAAAUCCAUCAUCUAGCAAACUGAUACUAAGUAUCCUAUCAAAGUAUCUACAACUAGCACUUGUUUAAGUAACUUGUGACAUCUGCACCAUGAUUCAGGUUGGAGACUUUAACAACUGUAUAUAAAUGUCUGUUUGUUGUUUCUUUUCUUGUAAGACAUAAUUUGUUGUGAUUUAAAACAAAAUUUUAAAAAUGAUUUUGACCCUAAAUUGAUCUAUGUCUGUACUUCAAUUUAUAUAAAGUGAUUCUUUGGGGUUUGGGAAUGUGAUUUGUAUGUUUAAAUUUUUAUGAAUAUAAUUCAAAGGAAUGUAUAAACUGGUCUUUUAUUAAGUGGUUUUUUUAUAUGAUAAAUUCCUCAUGGCAGUUUUUUGGUAUCCAUUAUUACCUAUAUUUAAUAGAUAAGGGAAAUAGAUUAUUUUCAUAAAUAACUAUAUAUAUUUUUUCCUAUAUUUCUACUUUCCCUUUUAACCUGUGUCUGAUUUAAUCUGUGGAUUAAUUUCCUAUUUUUAUAUUUCAGGAAUGAAUUGCUCAUUUUUAUCUCUCGGUAAUUUUGUAUCACAUGUAAUUUUGCUUCCUUUUCUUUGUUUUAGCCAGAGUGGUUAGAAUUUCUCUGCCUAUAUAGUGAUCACAGCCCAAAAGGAUUUUGUUUGGAAUAAAAUGCUUCUUUGCUGCUGGCCAGG